This is a messenger RNA of Talaromyces atroroseus, 918 nucleotides long. RefSeq lists its product as hypothetical. Bases 1 to 918 code for a protein of 305 amino acids. NCBI's taxonomy places the organism in Eukaryota, Fungi, Ascomycota, Eurotiomycetes, Eurotiales, Trichocomaceae. The record is from RefSeq and is a predicted model, not a curated record. The transcript has 2 exons.
AUGUCUCAUCUUGAUGCAUCUCAAUUGUUUUCCGUCCAAGGCCUCGUGGCCGUCAUCACUGGUGGCGGAAGUGGCCUAGGACGAACGAUGGCCCUUGCCCUUGCACAGAACGGCGCCACAAAAGUAUUCAUCAUCGGCCGACGCGCCGAUGCUCUUCAAGAAACCGUGUCGCUUGCAUCUCGCAUCGGCGUGAUCAUCCCUGUCGUUGGGGACAUCGCAUCUAAAGAAUCCUUAGAAAACGCAUACCGAAGCGUCGCCUCUCAGACUGAAUACAUCGACUUGCUCAUUGCAAACAGCGGCACCCUCGGUCCGCGGAAUCCGCCUAUUCAAACUGCAGAUGGGGGAAUCGCUACCUUGGAGCAGUAUAGAGAACAACUAUGGUCAGUGAGCAUGGAGGACAUGACUCAGACCAUGCACGUCAACGUGACCGGCGCUUACUUCACAGCCGUCGCUUUUCUACCCCUGUUAGACGCAGCGAACAAGCGUCGACCACCUCAGGUUCCAGGCAGCGGUGUGUUGAGUCCCCCCCGCCCACAGAUUAUCAUCACCUCUUCGAUUGGAGGCUUCAUGCGGAAAGUCUCAACGGGAUUUGCAUAUCAGGCCUCAAAGGCAGCUGUUACGUCGCUGAUCAAGACACUGUCGACUUCUUUACUCGACUAUGAUAUCCGCGUCAAUGGCAUCGCGCCGGGGAUAUAUCCUAGUGAAAUGACCACAGGCACGCUUCAAAGCUUUGGUGCUCAGCAUGGCAUCACUGAAGGCGAGAUUCCCAAGGAAGUCAUCCCACUAACGCGCGCGGGAUCACAGCAAGAUAUUGGAGGACUCGUGCUGUUCAUGGCAGGUGCAAGUGGAGGAUAUCUUAAUGGUUCGAUUAUGGUUACGGAUGGAGGAAGAUUAGCGGCGUUUCCUUCUACAUAUUAA